AUGAAUCGUGAAGAAAAGCCAACAAAAGUCAUCCGUUUUCGAAGUGUUUCAAAAAAGAUGGUCGCGACAUUUGUGUCAAAAGCGGUUCAUAUUGCAACAAUUCCUCUUAAUGAGCAAAGAACUCUUGGAAAAAUCAACCCCGAAAGAAGAAUCAUCCUCCACCAAGACAAUGCAAGCUCGCACACGGCCCAAAAAACAAGGCAGUAUUUAACGGAAGAGAACGUGGAAUUAUUGGACCAUCCUCCAUAUAGUCCCGAUCUAAGGUUCCAGUCACCACAAGAAGCAGUUGACGCAUUCAAAAAUACCGUUUUGGAUCUGCCAGCAAACGAGUGGAAUAAGUGCUUCGAAAAUUGGUUCGAGCGCAUGCAGAUGUGUAUUAAUCUUCGUGGAGAAUACUUCGAAAAACAAUAUAGUCAUUUGAAACUACCUAACGUACCUUGGGAAAAUGCUCCAAGCCACGAGGAGAUGGUUGAUGAACCUGUGCAGGCAGAAUUCUUUCAUAAAGAUUUAGAGGAACAGACCCAAAGAGUAAUCCUAAAUAUGUAUGAUUGUCUGGAAAACGAAAAUCCAGAUUCCUCGCAAAAUCAAAUUUUAAACAGAAUUUGUAUCCUGACAAAAAUCAGUCGGUCUACCAUUUAUCGGGUUAUAAAAAGGGGAGAUGUAGUCAACCAUUCCUUCCACAGAAAGCGCAUAGGGCAAAAAUUAAAAAGAAUAGACGUGGGUUUUCAGGAAGAUAUUCGUCGUAUAAUAUACGGAUUUUAUAAAGAACAUUUGGUGCCCACGCUGGAAAUGAUACGGGAUAAAUUAAAAGAUUAUCCUGAAGAUUUUUAUAAUUACAAAUGCUUAGACUCACUGCACUGUAUUGUAAAACUGUGUAGUUUUCAAUACAAAAAAUUAGAUAAAAGAAUGGUGAUUAUGGAGUCGUCUCGAAUCGUUGAAUUGCGCCAAGAAUUUUUGCACAAAGUUAAAAUCUAUAGAGAGCAGAAAAGAGAUCUGAUUCACCUGGAUGAAACGUGGUAUGAUACCCAUUAUGUUGUGCAGUACGGCUGGGUUGACGACAGCAACAAGUGCAUUUUAAAUGCAUCAUGCAACCGUGGAAAACGAAUCAUUAUUCUCCAUGCUGGCAGUGAAAAUGGAUUUAUACCUAAUGCCUUGCUGUUAUCUGCCAAAAAUAUCAAAGAAUCAUGUGCCGACUAUCAUGAGGACAUGACCUCCGACUUAUUUGAAAAGUGGAUAGAGCAGCAGUUAAUACCAAACAUUUCCCCAAAUUCAGUGAUUAUUAUGGACAAUGCGCCAUACCAUUCCCGACAGAAAAACAAAAUUCCGAAUACAGGCACAAAAAAACAAGAGAUUAUUGAUUUUAUGAAGGAUAAGGGAAUGGAAAUACCACAAAAAUCAACCAAAGCCAUAUUAUUGGAUCUUAUUAAAAGACAAAAGUUUGAAAAAGAGUAUGUUGUUGACAAUCUGCUUCAGCAAAAUGGCCAUGAAGUAUUACGUCUACCUCCCUAUUACUGCAUUUUUAACCCGAUUGAUGAAUCGCUAUUGGCCACAAUAAGAGAUGCAGUAUCUCAUAUUGCUGCCACAGACCUAUGGAAGCAGUGUUCGAGGCAUAUUAUUGAAAAAGAAAAUGAAUAUUGUGUUUUGCCUCCUGUAAAUCCCGUUGUAAUUCCUCUACAAGGUGACUCUAGCGACAGCUCCGAAGGCGAGGAUGAUAUAUAA
This is a messenger RNA of Acanthoscelides obtectus, 1719 nucleotides long. The record is from the annotation of a GenBank genome assembly. NCBI's taxonomy places the organism in Eukaryota, Metazoa, Arthropoda, Insecta, Coleoptera, Chrysomelidae.